Molecule: messenger RNA, 1848 nt
Organism: Limulus polyphemus (Atlantic horseshoe crab)
Lineage: Eukaryota; Metazoa; Arthropoda; Merostomata; Xiphosura; Limulidae
Exons: 3
Coding region: 171-818 (215 amino acids)
Source: RefSeq, a predicted model, not a curated record
CUGGGUGUCAUCUUCAAGAUAAAGGAGGGACUUACAUAAAGGUUCUGAAAUUCAUCAUCCCUGUACUUGACUUUUAAUACAUAGAGGAAGUAUAAAAUCGAAGUAAUAUAGAGAAAGGUACUUAGACUUUUAGGGUUCACUAGCUUUAACAAAAAACUGCCUACAAAGCCAUGAAGCUUUUAUACGUAUCUUCGCUCUCUCAAAUCAUCCUGUUUCUGAACGUCGUUAUAAUUGUUGGUGGCUACGGAGGGAAACCAAUAUGCUUGGAAGACAUCAAUGCUGAUCCCUAUGCCGACAAAGUGCUGUUGAAGGUAGUGGAUGUUAUUGAGGAUCCUAUCCGUCUUCCAGUUUAUCAUAAGGGAUACCUUCUGGAUCUGGACGACGGCACUUUAACAGGCUCGCGCGACCUCCACCGUUCAGGCCAUACCGUACUGAAAUGUACGGAGGAUGCCUUUUACCACGAAAUACCCAUAGCCAUCAACAACUUUUCCGCCGACUACAAAUGGACAUUACAUCUUUUUCAUUGGUCAAAGCGCGGGAAGAUGUUUAUCAAGGGAAUGAACUUGAUGGCUACGGUUAUCAUCAGACAGGAACUGAGAAGAGGAGCAGAACCUACCGUACACAGAUUUACCAUCCACGGUAUUACCAAGCCUUCGGUUACGUACACUGGGAUCGACGGUGUCGUUCAGAAACUGGCAGAGACUAUCAGCACCACUGCUGUCCAGAUCAUACCAAAAAUUAUCGAAACCACUUUGCAAAAAUCCAUACACGCUGGGUUACAGAGGGCUGUUCAUGAGAUUUUUGGAAUGUCUCAUUAAAACGUCAAAUAAGUUUAAAGAAAUAAAACUAAGAAAUGUAACCUACGUUUUAGAAAUCCUUUUAUCACUGAAUGGUGAUUAGAAAUUAACACAACUAUCGUACAACUGUAGCAGACAAACUUUUGUUCCUUAUAUACAUAAGGGGCCAUCUUAGCAUUAAAUUGUUUUAUGUUCCCUUAAGUUUAACCUCGGAAGAAACAUUUAAAAUCAGUUUAAGAAACGGGUGCGUGACAACAAAAGUAAUAAUAAUAAUAAUAAUAGGUGGAUUGUUUGAGAAAGUACAGAAAUUAACAAUGAUAAUAUUCUUCAGAAAUUCUAUUAAAGUAGCAGUUCAAAAGGAUCGUAAUGGGCCUGAUAACGGAAGCUCUGUAUUAAUUACUCUGCAGAUGAGACUUGAAUUAAAUACUAAAUAACUGCUCAUUUUGUUGUCACAUACCCCACCCCCACAGUGGCGCAGCGAUAAGCCUGCAGACUUCCAACGCAAAAAACCGGUAGAGCACAGAUAGUCCAUUGUGUAGUUUUGCGCUUAACUACAAAGAAACAGAUCACAUCAGUUACUGUACAAUCCUUCUCUGAUUAAAAUGACAAACACGUCAAAUUUUUGAAUGUGUUUAUUUCGUAAAGAACAGAAAAAUACAGAAUUUACUUCGAAACUUAAUCACUGGAUUUCUUGUCAUCGUGUUUCAAACCACAAAUUACAGAGAUGUUUAUGUUGAGAGGUUAAGACAAACCGAUUAACAAUAAGAGCUUACACGUAAGAAGUUUAACGAUAAUAAAAAUAACCAAACAAACCGAAAACAACUAAGUCCUUCCGCGAAAUUAAAAGCGCCGAGUGUUUGUUUUAUUUAAAAGCAAUGCUGUGUGAUAGACUAUCUGUACUUUAUUGUAUCCACAGCAAGAAUCGAAUCAUAGCUCCCAGGUUUACCGCUGAACCACCAAGCUAAAAUUUUGCCCAUUUCAUUUAAGUUCAAUAUUUUGUUUUCUAAUGUUCAUUCUGUCCAGUUUAAUAAAAAUAAAAUACUUAGAACAA